This is a messenger RNA of Theobroma cacao (cacao), 405 nucleotides long. The record is from the annotation of a RefSeq genome assembly. NCBI's taxonomy places the organism in Eukaryota, Viridiplantae, Streptophyta, Magnoliopsida, Malvales, Malvaceae.
AUGGGUAAGGACACUAUUGCUGACAUAAUAACCUCUAUACGAAAUGCUGACAUGAAUAGAAAAGGAACGAUUCGAAUAGCAUCUACUAACAUCACUGAAAACAUUGUUAAAAUACUUUUACGAGAAGGUUUUAUCGAUAACGUAAGGAAACAUCGGGAAAGCAACAAAUAUUUUUUGGUUUUAACCCUACGACAUAGAAGGAAUAGGAAAGGACCAUAUAGAACUAUUUUAAAUUUACGACGGAUCAGUCGACCCGGUCUACGAAUCUAUUCUAACUAUCAACAAAUUCCUAGAAUUUUAGGCGGGAUGGGGAUUGUAAUUCUUUCUACUUCUCGGGGUAUAAUGACAGACCGGGAGGCUCGACUAGAAGGAAUCGGCGGAGAAAUUUUGUGUUAUAUAUGGUAA